This is a messenger RNA of Entelurus aequoreus (snake pipefish), 5460 nucleotides long. It is a transcript of the gene zcchc2, whose product is annotated as zinc finger, CCHC domain containing 2. Lineage: Eukaryota; Metazoa; Chordata; Actinopteri; Syngnathiformes; Syngnathidae. Gene Ontology annotation, molecular function: zinc ion binding; nucleic acid binding. Bases 163 to 3285 code for a protein of 1040 amino acids. The record is from RefSeq and is a predicted model, not a curated record. The transcript has 14 exons.
UCCACUAUCAACGACAUGCUAGCAGCACAAUGCUAACAGCAGCAACACAGUAAACGACAUCUAUACGGUGUCUUUCAGGAGGCGUAGAAGGCAGAAACGUGCCAAUCAUGUAAUUAUGUCAUCCCGCCAUUCUGACUUUGAAGCCCGACUCUGACUUCGACCAUGCCGAAGAUGAAACUACCGAUGAAAACGAGCGACGAAACGCCAGAUGAAAAUCCAUUGGAUGGUUUACCAGGAGCCCAACAAGUAGAUCCGGCCCAGCUGGACAAGGAGACGAUCUAUGAGUGGUUCGGCCUUCAUCUCAACCCGGCCAAGCGGGUGGAGUUCAUGUGCGGCUUGAUGCACAUGUGCCAGCCCCUGGAGCUCCGCUUUUUAGGCUCCUACUUGGAGGACCUAGCCCGGAAAGACUAUCAUGUUUUGCGGGAUUUUGAAUUUCGUGCGAACAACCAGCAAGAGUUGGGCGUCUUAACGGACGUGUUGGACUCGGUGGUGAGGGCGAAAUUACUGGUUUGUUUGUCGCUGCUCGGGUCUGACAGUAGGGAAUGCGCUGGGGUACUCUUCCGCAUACUGAGCCAUGUAGACCCGGGCUUGUUCUGCAAGAACUACCCCCUUCCUCCGUUCAUGGACCCUCACCACCACUCCUUGCGCCCGGCGUGCCAGGACGGGAGUACGUGCCGGGGGAAGGAGCAAACCUGUGGAUUUUCGACGACCGACAUCCCCGCCGGACCGUUGAACCAGUUAGCGCUGCUUUUCACUAUGGCGUCUCUUCACCCGGCUUUCCACUUCCACCAGCGGGAGACGCUUCGGGAGAAGCUCGAUCAAAUUGAGCUUGUGAUAGAAGUGGAGGGACGUCAUCUUGCUUUAAACGCAAAACCCAUGGAGCUGUCGGGCCAGAAAGGUGAUUAUCUGGCAUCUUCACCUCUGACUUUGGGAGAAUGUGCAGACUCCCAUCCUCCUUGUCAAAACCGACGCUCCAGGCGCCGGGCGAUAAAAAGAGAAGCAGUGCAUAUAGAGGGAAUUGUGCUCAAGUGCAUCUCUAGGGCCAGAAUGGACAAGGAAUAUACCUUUGAGGUAAAGUGGUCCGACUCUUCCUCUAGUAACGUGACCAAGACUCAUCUGGAACUGGAAAAUUUUCUUUUUAAGCUUCCUAAAGAUCAGUGCACUGAGACCUUUGAGAAGGGCCUCCUGAGACUUUUGAGCCAUGGGGACUAUUACGAGAGCAGAGAAGUCGAGGAAAGCCUCAGGGAAAAGUUCCUUGCUGCCCCUCCAGUUUUCAGACAGGCCAGAAAGGUGUGCAGCUUCUUCAACUGUGACUCCAGUUACUCUACAAAACUUUCUUGCUGCCGAUGCAACUCCCAGCUGGGGAAAAACUUCCAAGGAAAUAUUUCUGACGCCUCCAGUCAGGAUGAAGAAUCAUACAGCCAGAGAGACAAGAAGAAGCAUGGAACCAAGAGUACCAGUCAAUGUCCGUCUUGUGCAAAAGGCCCUCGGGGAGACGGUCGAAGGGGGCCUCAUGUUGCCGAGCUCAGCGUUCCAGCAGAAAGGAGGAAGAGAAGCUGCACCUUGAGGAGCACGCUGGAGUGUGAACAGGACACACAGAGAAGCCAUCCAGUCACUAAGACUAAGAACAGAGUCCUGCCCACUGACAGAAACGCUUCAAAGGGCUUUUGUCUGACCAAUGGUAAUCUACUACCAGCUGGGUUGUCUCAAAACAAAGGUUUGGUUGCAGUUGACGGUUCUGGUCUGGACACAUUUGGUGAAACUUCAUCAGAGAGCUACAGCUCUCCGUCGAGUCCUCAACACAGAGGAGCUGAGAGCCUGGAAAGUGAGGAAGAUAAUAACAGAGAUACUGAUUGCCACUCUGAUGACUCCUGCAAACUACCUGGUCCUGACGUGUUCUUCGGCCAGCAGACCGAUCCAAGCGCAGUGGGGGAGUUGAUGUCUGACCCUCCUUUAGCGCCUCGCGACCAGAUGAUGAUGGAGAACACUCAGUUUUCCCGUCUUUCUUUAAUGCAUCCUCUGCCGUAUGUGCUCCCCAACGGCGCCUGUGACUCACUUGCAGUGCCUCCUCCGCCUCCCGGCCAAAGCCUUCUCCCAGAUGCAAAGCUACCUUCUGGUCCAGCGGCUGUGCAGAUGCCUCCCAUGGUUCCGGUGAUGCCGGGCCACGUGGAAACGGAGAAAAGGGACAUCAUCCCGACUUUUGGUUUCCAGCCUUUGGUCCAAAGGUUUAAAAUGUCUUCUUCCCAACCUCGUAGUGGUCCUGAUGGAGUGGCAGCGAGCACUUGCACGGCUGCAGCUAUCAGCGUCCCGUCUUCUCAGCUGCCUCAGGAUGCGGCCGCCGUCAAUCCAAACCUGACGUCCGCACUUCCUGUGGGAGACACUUCUCACAACAAACACGCCGGUUUAACUCUUCCAUCUGGUCUGCCUCCUGCUUACCCCCCUGCAGGUGCACCCGCAACCGCUGGACCUGUAUCCUCUACUGGACUUGUGCAAGCUGCUGUUCCUCCAGCUGUACCCACACGCGCCCCAGGCUCCGCCCCCAGCCCCAGCCCAGCACUUACGCACAGCGCGCCACACAGCGAGUGUCUGUCAUUCGGCAACACCAGCGCUUCCUGUGGCAAUCCCCUGGCUUUCCAACAAACUCACCAACAGCAGCAGCAGCUGAUUGGCUGCGGCACGUGCGGCUGCCACAACAACUGUGGCGGCCGGGGUGGCGUGAGCGGCUGCCAAGCGCCGCUCUUCUUUCCCAAUCAUCAAAUGGCGGCAGCAGCACGACAGGUCUUCAGUGUCCCGCCUCCUCUGUUCCAACUCACAAGCCUGUGCAUCAACAGCUACCUCACCCAGGGCCAGCAGCCGCCCCACCAGGCCAAUGGGGGCGCCUCCCUGCCCGCCUACUACGCCGCAGCCCCUCCCCCCAGCCAUCCCUACGGCCCCCUCCACUCGCAUUCUCACAGCCACGCCGACGUGCCGGCACACAUGCUGAGCACUCAGGUAGUGGCGGCCGCCAGCUACAACCUGCAGCAUCAGAUCACGCCGGCAGCAGCCUUUUUCCAGCGUGUUUACCAGCAGGUCUACCCAAGUCCUGUGGGGAUGCUGCCCCCUGCUGCUCUGGGGGGCGCAGGAGUUAACAAGAAGACUGGGAGCACGUCUUGUUGUAACUGUGGUGUGAGCGGACAUUAUGCUCAGGACUGUAAGCAGCCCUCCAUCGAAUCUACACAGCAAGGAAGGUUCCGGUUAAAGUACGCAUCUUCACAGCUGUCAGAGACACUCGACAACGCCUACUGAUGACAUGAAGAUGCUGUUGCCAUGACGACAACAAAGCUGAGGUUUUUGUGCCUGAAUCUUGUUGAUGAGCUUCAACCUACUUUCUCUUUUUGCACUGAGGCUGGGAAACAUUUAACUUAUUGUUGGGGACGCCAUUUUUAAAGGUCAUGUUUUAUGCUGUGUCGGCAUUAAUACUGCUUUGUGUGUUUGACGGGACUUGAAGGCAUCAUGUGAAGAACCUGUUUGAAGGAAACUAAUCAACGCUCAUUCAGAACACUUAAGUCAGUACACUGUGUACUAACUAGUGUGCACAUUUUGACAGAUGACUGUCAUUGUCUUGAAGUACACUUAAAUACCUAGGUUUAUCGCGUACUUAAGUUGCCGAGUGUGCAAAUGUCGACAGUUGAGUGCGGUUCCAAGUCUAUUACUCUUAUUGCACACUCGACCGUUGGAAAUAUUUACUUCGACUAGUUGCUCCUCAGCCGCCAUUGUGUCAAGUGAGCCCCCCCCCCCCCCUUCCACUACUAGGGUGCUAAGUGUCCAUCAAAAUGCACUCACCAUUUUAAGUGCAACAUCCUGGUAUUCUUCAGUGCACUGCAUUUUACUGUUCUUACUGCUCCAGUGUCCCGAGAGCAAGCACACUUCAAAGAUGAAGUGUAUUAAGUCAAGUAAUGCAUGAACUGCGACAUUAUUGCCUUCGAAGGCAGUUACUGUUUGCAACGUUUUGUUUUUGUUUUUAAUAUUCUAAGUGCACUAAAACGUUUGAACAUUUCAAGCAAGGCUUCACUCUGCUUUGAUGUACUGUAAAAAUACAUGUUUUCUUAGUCCAGUUCAGCUACCGUAUUUUCCGGAGUAUAAGUCGCACCGGCCGAAAAUGCAUAAUAAAGAAGGAAAAAAACAUAAGUCGCACUGGAGUAUAAGUCGCAUUUUUGGGGGAAAUUUAUUUGAUAAAACCCAACACCAAAAAUAGACAUUUGAAAGGCAAUUUAAAAUAAAGAAUAGUGAACAACAGGCUAAAUAAGUGUACGUUAUAUGACACAUAAAUAACCAACGGAGAACGUGCCUGGUAUGUUAACGUAACAUAUUAUGGUAAGAGUCAUUCAAAUAACUAUAACAUAUAGAACACGCUAUACGUUUACCAAACAAUCUGUCACUCCUAAUCGCUAAAUCCCAUGAAAUCUUAUAUGUCUAGUCUCUUACGUGAAUGAGCUAAAUAAUAUUAUUUGAUAUUUUACGGUAAUGUGUUAAUAAUUUCACACAUAAGUCGCUCCUGAGUAUAAGUCGCACCCCUGGCCAAACUAUGAAAAAAAACUGCGACUUAUAGUCCGAAAAAUACGGUAAAUUAAAAUCAGCCUGCUAUAAUUUAAUAUUGUUUUAUUAUUAAUAUUUGCUGUGAAUGACUUCAAUGACAAACUUUUCACUAAAAUAUCUUGAACUUGAAAGAUCAAAGCGUCUCAAAUGGUAAUACUUCUGUCUGUACACUUUGCUGAGUGUACUUCCUUGUUAUACUGUUAAAUAUUGUAAUUAUUACAUUUUUGAGACUCUUGUGGCAUACAAUUCAAGUCAUGUUGGCCCCCAAAGUCUUCCAGUGUAAGAACUGACUGAACAGACUUAUUAAACAAAUAUAUACAACUGAUACCAGUUGUAUCGAUACUAUUGAUAUCAUCCUGCUACUAACAGUGUGCUGCACUUGUGCACUGAAAAUACAGAAGUGUGCCAAUUAAGACAGCAACAUAAUUUUUUGUAUUCUUGGUAAGUCUCUAAAUCUAUAGCAUGCUGCAAAUAGAUCAGUGAAUCUUUUUAUGGAUUAAACUUGAUUAAAAUCACAGCAGCCAUGUCAUUGAAAUCGUGUUUUUUUAGGCUUGAGUGGGUUUAUGCCACACGUUAAAUGUCAUGGUUUCUAACACGCAGCCUGUUUUGGGUCGUGUGGAAGCUGGAGCCUAUCCCAGCUGCCUCCAGUUAGUCACAAGACGCAACUGAGCAGGACUUCAUCCCAGCCAUGUUAACCACCUGUGAUGUCCUGUCAAUCAUAUAAUCACACUCAUGGGUUAUUAUGAAGUGUACACAUACUGUAUGUACAUUCUUAUUUCCUGCUCAGUUGAAAUGUUUACUGUACUUUGAUACUGGAAGGUCUGACAUGUUUUUUAGCAGGAUUUGGAUUUUAUGCAAACUGUUUUCAUUUAAAUUAAAAGCAAU